Molecule: messenger RNA, 1221 nt
Organism: Theileria parva strain Muguga
Lineage: Eukaryota; Apicomplexa; Aconoidasida; Piroplasmida; Theileriidae
Exons: 1
Coding region: 1-1221 (406 amino acids)
Source: RefSeq, a predicted model, not a curated record
AUGUCAAUAGAAAACGAAUUUCUUGAUUUAUUUGAUUCAGAAGUUAUCAAGCUGACUCCGGUGACUUUGGAUAUAGAUACUGAAAAUUCAUCUGAUCAAUUUACACUCUCUAUAGGUCCACCGGGAAGAUUAUACACUUGUCUUAAAGGUUACUUAAUUAACAAAAUAUUGCUAAAUGAUACAACCAUUUGGGAAACAAACGAAAAGAGUAAAUAUGUAAUACACGUGUUUGUUCAUGAAAUUAAUGGCACAAUAGCUUGGAUUGAACUAAUAAAAAAUCAUGGAUUUGUUUAUGUUUUAUAUAAUUUAAACUAUUUUGAUGAAACUAAUAAAAUAACUAUCGACUUUAGUAAAAGGGAAGAUGAAUUUCAAGAAGAUUAUAUGGUUUUUGGUAGCGAUUUUGACCUUUACUAUUUAGAACGUAAUGGAGAAGUUAUCAAGUAUACUAAUUUAUGUGAUAAACGUUACAUUGCUCGUAGAGUAAAGCCAAUCAAUAAAAUUAUUGAUUUUCCUAGUAUAAUCCCUUGUGAUAAUGAAUCAAUAUCUAAUUCUGAGGUCCAAGAUAUGGCCAAUUUGAAAAUUUCUGAGGUCCAAGAUAUGGCCAAUUUGAAAAUUUCUGAGGUCCAAGAUAUGGCCAAUUUGAAAAAUUCUGAAAAAGUAGUGAUAUGGAAGGCUGAAAAAGAAAGUGAAUGUGCAUGGGCUGUGUCAGUUUGUAUCAGAAGUAUCAAAGAGCGAUAUUUCGCCAUACUACACAAAAACACAAGUUAUUCGUUAUAUCAAUGGAAUAAUUCCUCUGAUAAAUGGGAAAAUAAAACCGAAGCAAAAUUUAAUUUGGCUGAUUACAAGUUCUAUUUUCAUUAUGAAAAAUACGCAAGAGAUAUAGAAGAUUUAUUAGAAUCGUGUCAAACUACUUUAGUUGGCAUGGAAUAUCAUGUUUUGUUAAACUUUCACCGAAAAUAUAAAGACGUGUACGGGAGAGAUUUGGCAAACGCUAUAGUAUUUGACACUGUCAAUAAAACUUUAAGAAUCGAUUUCCAAAAUAACAAAAGUGUUUCACUCGAUGUUAAAAACACAAAUAUUAAACUUAUAUACAACUAUCAGCCAAUUAAAAAAAAGCCGAGAUUUUCUAUGGCAAAUGAUUCAUAUCACAAAAAUAUUCCAAUAACUAAACAUAGAAGCUGCUUGAGUUUAUGUCCUAUUUUUGAAGAUUCGCUACUAUAG